Truncatella angustata is the source of this 1011-nucleotide messenger RNA. RefSeq names its product NUDIX domain-containing protein. Gene Ontology annotation, molecular function: 8-oxo-dGDP phosphatase activity. NCBI's taxonomy places the organism in Eukaryota, Fungi, Ascomycota, Sordariomycetes, Amphisphaeriales, Sporocadaceae. The transcript is spliced from 2 exons. Bases 1 to 1011 code for a protein of 336 amino acids. The record is from RefSeq and is a predicted model, not a curated record.
AUGGCACGUCUGAGCAAUCUAGAUCUCAUCAAGGCGGUAGACAUAUUUCCUUACGACCAAGAAGGUGUGAGCAGAGUAUUUUCUGAGCCGCUGUAUACACUCGUGCACCGAAGCGCUGCCGGGGACGAUGUCACACUAGGCUAUAUGCACCCCCCCGUUGUGCAGUCGCUUUUCUCUAUCCCAGAAUCCAUCCGUGGUCCCUUGGAGAUCGACCCGGAGGCUCGGACUGUCCGCGCCUUUGACCUGCCCACCGAGGCUGAGCGCACCAAGGUCGUGGGUAAUGUAAUGCAGUACUGGCACACCAACGGAUCGUGGCAAAUCAUCAAGAAAUGGAGGAACGAGCCUUGGCCUGUCUAUAGUACCGACGGUGGCGAACUGCUGUACAGUGUCGAGAGAGCCGGGGCUGGAUUGUUGGGAGUCAUGAGGUACGGUGUACAUAUGACGGCAUAUGUGAAGGACGAGGCAGCCAAGCAUGGCGUUAAAAUCUGGGUGCCGAGACGUGCAAACAACAAAAGCAACUACCCUGGUAUGCUGGACAACACCGUUGCUGGAGGUCUGAUGACGGCAGAAGACCCUUUCGAGUGUAUCAUCCGGGAAGCAGACGAGGAAGCCGACCUGCCAGAACCGAUGAUGAGAGAGAGGUGCAAGCUGGCUGGCACCGUCGUCUAUCUUUACAUUACAGACGAAAGGGCGGGCGGAGAAAAAGACCUCGUAUAUCCCGAAACUCAAUGGGUUUAUGAUAUUGAGCUACCUGACCAUGUCAAACCGACACCCAAGGACGGCGAGGUCGAGGAAUUCUACUUGUGGACCGUGGAGCAGAUACAGGAAGCAUUGGCUGGGGGAGAGUUCAAGCCCAAUUGCGCUUUGGUAUUGAUAGAUUUCUUCAUUCGAAGAGGCAUCUUGACCAGGGAGAACGAGCCGGACUUUGAUGAGAUCAUCCGGAGGAUGCACCGGAAGACUCCCUUUCCUGGUCCGCACCAAAUAGCAUCUCCAUCGAUUUCGUUACAAUAG